AGAUUUCUACACCGGUUGUGCAGUGUAAAACGAAAGUGAAUAAAUUGAUAAAGUGUUAAGUGUGGAUGAACCAUCUCGGUGGGGAUAUUGUGUGUUUUCAAAACAAACAUAGCAGGUGACUGGCCCAACACCACUAGAACUACCGAUCUAUGGCCAAACAGUAAAUUUCUUAAACUUAAGUGAGUCUAACGAAUCCAAAAUGUUUCGAACAGACAAAUCGAAUAAAUUCGACUUAGGAGAAUUCAAGAGAAAACUGAAACGUCUUGCGGAUGGUAGCUUUUUAUCCUAUAGACGAAUCUUUCUGCUCUUAUUAGGAAUAUGUGUAUUUUUCUAUAUUUUGCCACCUGUGUUCCGGUAUUUAUUUAUGAGUACGCCGGAAGAAAAAGAUCCACACAUGCAGUGCAUGGACGAUCGCUUAACACCAUUUUUUCUGCAAAACUAUGAAUUUGAUGCGAAUAUACGACAUGUGCCACCGCAUCCAGAAGAACGUAAUUUCAUACCGUAUAUAGGUAAUGGUUACAUUGGUAUGGAAGUUGCACACGAUGCUUCCUUGAACAUAAAAUCGGGCCGUUCUAUGCAACUACCAAUGCAAUUUCAUCCGGUUGUAUCGGUAGCGCAGCGAAACGAAGCUGGACGAGAAGCAAUGGUAGUUGAAUAUUUGUCCGGUACAGUGCAUAGGUUUCAAUGUUUUUCUAAUUAUUUUGUCGCCUAUACUUAUUACGCUCACCGUACAAAUCCGAGUGUUUUAAUGCAAGAAAUUAAAAUCACCAACACACGAAAUACCAUUGAGGAAGUGGAGCUGAUUUUCCCACGUAUUUAUUUUCAAUCACCAACUUCGCACGUGAUCAAAUUGGGUUCAACAACUCAAUCCUCUGUGCUUAAAGAAUUCGAAGUGAGUACUGGAACGAUUUUAGUAAAUCCAGACGAUCCCAACAACGUGAUUGUAGUAAGCGUAGUCAAGCCGCAAAUCAGUCGAAUUGUACAACUGAAAAAGCGUGGCACUAUCAACAUAGUAUUUCCAAUUGCAGUGCAUUAUUCACAACCGAUUAAGCGUGAUAAGUUAACGGAGACAGUACAGGAUAUGGAAAAUAAAGCUAUACAAGCUAUGUCAAAAGUUUUGCAAAAAUUGCAAAACAAAUCGGAGCAACAGCCAAAUCCACACACAUUCCAUCAAGAACAUAUUAAUGUUUGGUCAGAUUUGUGGGCUACCGGCUUCAGUAUAAGUACAUCUAAAGCGGAGGGUAGUUUGAAUGGCGAUCGUAUCAACGCCUCCAUGUAUGCAGUUCUCUCGCAAACACGCAGUUACGAAUAUGAAGAGUACGCUUCUUUAAAGUCGCCUAGCAAACAAGAAAUAGCGAAAGCACUAACCUACGCUGAAGGUUGUUAUGAUUCAUAUUACACAUUACAGGCGGAGAAUCUCUGGUUGAACGCUGACACAUUAGAAAAACUCAAUAAUUUGGUGUCAUCGUGGAUGGUCACUUUGGAAAAGCAGGGUUGCCACAACCUAAUACGUGCCGGUGCUUCAGGUGUAAUACAAGCUAUGGUGCUCAGCUUUGGCAGUUUUCGUUUCAGCAACCAACAUUUGGAGUGUAACAUGCAUCCCAAGUAUCUGCAUCGUGACUUUCAUUUUCGUCGCUUAAAUUACGGCAAUAAAACUCACGUUAAUGUCACAAUCACCGUUACUGAAGAUAAUAAAGCGGUGAUUAAUGUGGCGCUUGAUCGUUCCGACCGCAGUUAUUAUGCCUGUGACGGUGGUUGCUUGGAUGAACCGGUAUUACUCACGCAAAGCCGUCGUCAAUUUCCAGUGAAAUUAACUGAACCAGUCACCGCAAUUCUGUAUAUUACUGAAGAUAAGCAACACAUGGAAGAGCUACACAAGGCUAUACAUGUUAAAGAAGUAGUGGAAGCGCCGGCGCACGAGCAGCACUUGCUCGCACUUCAUAGGCAUGGUCAUCAGUUAGGCGGUUUGCCUACACUCUUUUGGGUUUCAGUUUGUGCAAUAAUUAUAGUAUUUCAUGCGUUCCUAUGUAAAUUAAUUAUUAAAGAGUAUUGCGAACCGUCGGAAAAGCUGAGAUAUCGUUACAAUAAACCGUGACCAUAAAUAUGGUGUGUAAUUAUA
Bactrocera latifrons is the source of this 2119-nucleotide messenger RNA. RefSeq lists its product as uncharacterized. The record is from RefSeq and is a predicted model, not a curated record. Lineage: Eukaryota; Metazoa; Arthropoda; Insecta; Diptera; Tephritidae. The transcript has 7 exons. The coding region runs from base 200 to 2095 and encodes 631 amino acids.